Ilyonectria robusta is the source of this 1698-nucleotide messenger RNA. RefSeq names its product catalase-like domain-containing protein. The coding region runs from base 72 to 1541 and encodes 489 amino acids. Gene Ontology annotation, molecular function: heme binding; catalase activity. The record is from RefSeq and is a predicted model, not a curated record. Lineage: Eukaryota; Fungi; Ascomycota; Sordariomycetes; Hypocreales; Nectriaceae. The transcript has 8 exons. Gene Ontology annotation, biological process: hydrogen peroxide catabolic process; response to hydrogen peroxide. Gene Ontology annotation, cellular component: cytoplasm; mitochondrion; peroxisome.
UCCUCGUCUUCGGCUCGUUGAAUUGACUAGAAUUGACUACAUUCGACUACAAUCAAGUACAAGAUAUCAUCAUGUCCACCUCGACCGAGAAUCCUCUGUACACACUCGCCAACGGCCAGCCGAGUGAGAACCCCGGUUCAGUUCAGCAGGUCCGCUACGGCACCAGCAAUGGUGGCUUGGUCGUCCUGAGCGACGUGCAAACCGUCGAGGUUCUGGCUCAUUUCGCCCGUGAGCGCAUUCCUGAGCGAAGCGUUCAUGCAAAGGCCGCGGGUGCCUUUGGUGAAUUCGAGGUUCUUGAAGAUGUCUCGGAUUUUACCGACGCCAAUUUCCUGACCGGCGUUGGAAAGAAGACCAAAGUGCUCACUCGCAUGUCAACUGUCGGGGGCGAGAAGGGAUCCAGCGACACAGUUCGCGAUGUUCGAGGUUGGGCAACCAAGUUCUAUACCGAAGAAGGUAUUCAGGACUUUGUCUUCAAUGAUCUUCCGGUCUUUUUCAUUCGGGAUCCCAUCAAGUUUCCCUCGAUGAACCGAAGCCAUAAGCGGCAUCCUCAGACCAAUUGCCCCGACAACACCAUGUUCUGGGACUUUCACGUCAACAAUCCCGAAGGAAUCCAUGCAUUGAUGCAUCUGUUUGGGCAGCGCGGGAUUCCGGCUUCGCUGAGAAACAUCAACGGAUUCAGUGUCCAUACCUACACCUUGAACAAAGCCGAUGGAAGCUAUGUCUACGUGAAGUGGCAUUGGCAGCCCGAUGAUGGCAUCAAGACCAUGGAUGCCGAUACCGCUGUCCGCCUGGCCGGAUCCGAGCCCGACUACCACGUCAAGGAUCUCUUCAAGGCCAUUGAGAAGGGCGAUUAUCCCAGCUGGUCGGUUUUCAUCCAGGUCAUGAGGCCUGAAGAGGUCAGGUCUGCUCCGAUUGACAUCUUUGAUGACACCUACACUUGGCCGUUUGACGAGUAUCCCUUGCGUCUCGUUGGAAAGUUGACGCUCAACGAGAAUCCCAGGAACUACUUCCAGGACAUUGAGCAAGCCUGCUUCUCACCUUCCAACAUGGUUCCAGGCAUUGGACCAUCUGCUGAUCCCGUCCUUCAAGCCAGGAUGUUCAGUUAUCCCGACGCCCACCGCUACAGAGUUGGGCCGAAUUACUUCCAGCUCCCGUGCAACAAGCCAACCAAUACCGUGUACUCUCCGUACGUCCGAGAUGGCCCUGGGACCUCGAAUGGCAACUACGGUGGCGAUCCCGACUACGUCUUCUCGGAACUCCGCCCUGUCACCGUGAGCAAGCGGGUGCAGAUGCCAACCCAUGAGCUAUGGGCCGGACAUGUGACUGCGUUCUCGACGUCUGUUAACGACAAGGAUUUUGUCCAGGCUCGAAUGCUCUGGGAUAUCAUUUGCAAGGAGCCGGAUGACAAGGAGCAGUUCCUGCAUAAUAUUCUGCCAACGUUGCGAGAUAUUCCCGAUAGGUUGAAGAACAAGGUGUUGGAUUAUUUUGGACGUGUUGACGACGACUUGAAGGAGCUUCUUAAGGAAGAGCUUUCAAAGUAAUUAAACCUGUUCUUCAACGGGUGGCUUGUCAACUGCCUCCUGGGGAAAAAAACUGUGAUAUGCUGGUUCAGUUUGUAUCGAAUCUCAAAGUGAUUUCAGGUCCAAAUAAUGAAGUGGUAUAUCUACCUAUCUACCAAUAUCCAAAUCUCUUUCUUAG